AUAUUACUAAUUAAAUUAAUGCUGAAAUUAUAAUAAAUUUAUAAUAAUAAACUUGUUUUUUGAAGCAUAUUAUUGAAAUCUCUCGAAUAGUAACUGUUACUUGAAUAAGCAAUUAAAUUAAACUUUAAGUAUUAUUUUGUCAAAAGUAAACUUAAAUAUAUAUGUUCAAAUUAUUUAAAGUUUCGAAUAAGUAAAUAAUCCCAUCUGUAUGUAAUUAAAAAGUUAACGCCAAUAAGCAUCUAUGAAAUUUUCUUUUCCCUCAAAAAACUUUAAAAAGUUUAUGAAAGUAUUUAUACUGUAAAAGAAUAACACAUCAGAAAACAUUUUGAAUAAAAUUUCAAUGACACAAUAUUACGUGCUUAUCAAGAUGUUUGAAUUAUUGCAAUCUGUAUCAGUACAUAUAAAUGUAUACACAUAUAUAUAUAUAUAUAUAAUUCAUAAUACUUUAAUUAAUCUAUCAUAAUCUAUCUAAUCUAUCUAGUUUUUAUAAGAAAAUUUGUUGAUAAUUACUAAAUUGAUAAUAAAACCUUAUUUAUACGAAAGUAGAGCGAUACAAUUAAAAACAUAUAAAUUCGCGUUGACGUGAUUUCAAGCCAGACUUCGGUUAGUGAUCAUACAAUGGCUUUGAGAAUCGUUUGUCUCCUUAGUCUUAUGGCAUUCUGUCAUGCUGGGGUUCUUCCGUUCUUUGAUCCUAGGAUUGUGAAUGGAGAAGAGAUUCAACCAGGUGAAAUUCCAUAUCAGGUUUCUCUUCAAUACAUAGUUUCUUCAUUCCACUUUUGUAGCGGAUCAAUUCUGAAUAAAGAUUACGUUAUUACCGCAGCUCAUUGCGUUUACGGGGGAUACGCCAAUGAAAUAAAAGUUGUUGCUGGUAUUAUCGAAUUAACUUCUAGCUGAUCGGAACACAGUGUCGAAAGAUUUAUUACGCACGAAGGCUAUAAUUCAGAUGAUUCUUGGAUUAACGAUAUUGCUUUAGUGAAGGUGAAAGAACCCUUUAUUGAAUCUAACAUUAUCGGAUACGUUUCUCUACCACCAAAAGAACACGUCGUCAAACCCUUUGAUAUUGCUGUUUUGUCAGGAUGGGGUAGAGUUAGUGGUGACUCUGGUGGUCCUUUGACUGUCAAUAAACAACUCGUCGGAUUGGUAUCCUGGGCGUAUGGUUGCGCUAGUACCGUCUAUCCCACUGUCUACACACGGAUUGUCUCUUAUUUGGAUUGGAUUAAAGAUAAUGCGAUAACCAAUCCCUAAAUCAAUCCCACUCGCUUCUCACUAUACGGAGAAAAUUUUAUAGUAAAAAUUAUUAUAGUAAAUAAUAAUCUGAGCUAAACUAGCUAAAGUAAGCGGAUCAAGAAAUUAUAAAAAUUUUUACUAUAUUUUUCAUCAAAUUACCAUAACAUUCACAUUACUUAUGGUAUAAUUCUCUGAAAUUUCUUCCAUAGCUACUAUCAUACAUAAUAAUUUUUAUUAUAAAAUUUUCUCCGUGUAUUCUUACUCAUAAAUGUCCGCAGUGGGAGCAAGAAAGAGCACUUGUCCCCCUUCCACCCCUGAAAAAUCAUGACGCAUCAGAUUUAUUAAAUAUCUAUUUGAUAUUCUCAAUAAAUAUUACGGAUAUUUAUAAAUAUUUAAUGUCAAAUCAGAUUACUCAAUAUGUCUAAGCAAAAUUAAACAAAUCUUGCUUGUAAUACUAGCAACUCGUCAUAUAUAUUUAUUUUCAACAAUUUCAAGUAAAAUACGAUAUGAGCCGAGUAAGAGCCAAGUAUUAAAAUCCACUUAAACUUAAUAUUUAAAAAGGCGUUUCUUUAUGCCUAAAGUAGGCCUAGCUCCGCGGCGCCUAUAGAAAACAUGCUCCAUUUUCUCAGUGAACUCUAGGAUUCCGUUCCCUUUGACACUUGUAAGCAUCAUUUGUCCUUAUUUAAUCACGAACAACAAGGAUGAAAUUAUGCUCACAGCGCUGUGAGUGACAAAUGGAACGCAGCCUAGAACUCGUCGAAAUCUUUCAGAAUUUGCAAGAAAAAUUUGUUUUUCGAAAAGUGGGAGGCUUCGUGAAGUUAGUCUCCUCAUUUUUCAAAUUGUGAUUAACGGUUCCGUCGCUUUAAAUGACUGAAUUCUUUUUAAAUCUGACUGUAAACUCUUGAACUCUUGCGAGGACAAACGAAAUUCUAAUAAUUUUUUUCGAAUUUUAAAAAAGUG
This is a messenger RNA of Monomorium pharaonis (pharaoh ant), 2187 nucleotides long. RefSeq names its product trypsin epsilon. Gene Ontology annotation, molecular function: serine-type endopeptidase activity. Bases 619 to 894 code for a protein of 91 amino acids. The record is from RefSeq and is a predicted model, not a curated record. The transcript is spliced from 6 exons. NCBI's taxonomy places the organism in Eukaryota, Metazoa, Arthropoda, Insecta, Hymenoptera, Formicidae. Gene Ontology annotation, biological process: proteolysis.